Messenger RNA from Oreochromis niloticus (Nile tilapia), 1101 nucleotides. RefSeq names its product interferon alpha-inducible protein 27-like protein 2A. The coding region runs from base 90 to 416 and encodes 108 amino acids. NCBI's taxonomy places the organism in Eukaryota, Metazoa, Chordata, Actinopteri, Cichliformes, Cichlidae. The record is from RefSeq and is a predicted model, not a curated record. The transcript is spliced from 4 exons. Gene Ontology annotation, biological process: intrinsic apoptotic signaling pathway; release of cytochrome c from mitochondria. Gene Ontology annotation, cellular component: mitochondrial membrane.
GCAAUUCUUGAAAAAAAAAGUAAAAGACAUGAAUCAGCUUUCCAUAACUGCAGUUGAACUCUUGGUGUCUGAGUGUUAUCGUUGAAAGCAUGGACAUAGGCUUUGAAGAGAUAUGCAAGGCGGUCCUUAUGUUUGCAGUACCUGGUGGAGUUGUGAUUCUGACUCCUGCCAUUCUGGCUACACUGGGGUUCACUUCAGCUGGAAUAGUAGCAGGCUCUAUCGCUGCCAAACUGAUGUCAUAUUUAGCAAUUGCUAGUGGAGGUGGAGUUGCAGCAGGAGGUCUCGUAGCAAUCUUGCAGUCCUGGGGUGCAGCAGGUCUGCCAUGGAUUGCCACUUUAUUGUUUGGCAAUGUUGGAAAAGCAGCAGGUUGGAUGUUCUCAUUUGCGUGUAAUGUGACUGUUAUAUAUGAAGAUUAACACAAACUGGCCUAUAAAUAUUUCCUCCUGUGACAAAUCUCAAUAUUCUGAAUGAAACUUUAUUCUUAUGUGUAAAUUUCCAACACUCAGAUAAAGCAUGAUUUGAGAACUGAAUCAUUGAUUAAAAUUGUUGCUGAUUUUUAUCCAUCAUUUUGAAAUAAAAUAUCAUUGUAGAGGAUGAAGAUCUUUUAUCAGAUCCAAAGACUGAUAUGAUGCUUCUGUUCUCUUCAUGAAUUUAAUUUGAAAAUGAAAAAACAUGCAAAAUAAAAGUAUUGUUGUUUUUAUUGUAAACACCAUCAUAUAAUGUACAGUAACAAUAUCAAAUCCAUAGUCCAUAAAUGUAUCACUCUUACAGACCAAGUAAUCUAUCUGUAUCUAAUGGGCUCAAACACCUGUUUCAGUCAGUGACGGGCAAUUUACACGUUUUUUGUAAUGUGUUUGUUUUCCUGUCUCUCUCCAUUAAAAUUGAACUACCAUAAAAAUUCGAGACUCUUCAUUUCUUUGUAAGUGAGGAAACAUACAAAUUCUUCAAGGGUUCAAAAAAUUAUUUCUACCACUUUAAAUGAAACAUGGAAGAAAUAUAAAAAGUGGAUUUAAAGACCUGAAGACAACACUGAUAAUUUCAGGACUGAGAUGACCUACAAUAAUAUCAUUGAUGGAGAUACAAAUUAAGGCAUAUCUGUUA